CGAGGCAGCGCAGCUCGACACACACACACGGCCACAGACAUGAAUCACCUCCUGGUAACUAUUAUUAUUCUUCAAACUUUCGUCUGUCUUCUGUCUCUGUUUGUGUGUCUGCAGCUUCUGGACUCGUGUCAGAAAGUUCCAGUUCUGGCCAGCCGUGCCUUCAGCAGCUCCGCCAGACAGCUGAGGAACAGAGUCCCCGAGGCUCAGAAACUCUUCCAGGAGGACAACGGGUUGCCAGUCCACAUCAAGGGGGGAACCUUUGACGUUGUGCUCUACCGGGCGACCAUGACGCUAACUCUUGGAGGAACCUGCUACUCUCUGUACUGGCUGCUCAUGGCCUGCUUGCCUCAGAAGAAAGCAUAGAGAAGAAACCAGCCCCGGGCUCAGUCUAACGCAUGGAGAACGACGCCUGGCUUCGUCUAACACUAAUGUUUGUUGUGUACAAUUCUAUUUGAUUUUAUGACAAGUCGUCGUACUUUGAUCAUGGCAAAGAUGAAUAUGUAAAAAGUGUAAAAAGAUUUAAUCUCAA
This is a messenger RNA of Epinephelus moara (kelp grouper), 529 nucleotides long. It is a transcript of the gene cox7a1, whose product is annotated as cytochrome c oxidase subunit 7A2, mitochondrial. The transcript is spliced from 4 exons. The record is from RefSeq and is a predicted model, not a curated record. The coding region runs from base 40 to 363 and encodes 107 amino acids. NCBI's taxonomy places the organism in Eukaryota, Metazoa, Chordata, Actinopteri, Perciformes, Serranidae. Gene Ontology annotation, biological process: regulation of oxidative phosphorylation; mitochondrial electron transport, cytochrome c to oxygen; mitochondrial respirasome assembly.